CGGUCAAGGCGCUAUAUAAAUGACGAUAAGUUGCGCCCGUUGCAUAUUGCAGAAAUAAUUCAGGCGUGGCGCGAGAGAUGGCGCGGCGGUUUGCACACCGCGCCAUGCUCCCUCAUCUCGGUGCACGGACUGUGCCAUAUAUCUCCACCGUGACCGCUCGUAUCCCUGUGCGCAAUCCACUCACUGCAGACAUCAACCAUGGAUAACUCCUCGCUCGCCUCGUCGCCCAGCUGCGUCAUCUCCUUCUCCAACCUCAACUGCACGCCGACCUCGCUGAAUUCCAAGCACGACCGUGCCGUCGCGGUGUUCACCAUUAGCUUAUUCAUCGCCGUCACCAUCCUCAGCAACCUGCUCAUCGUCAGCGCCGUCGCCCUAUUCAGGCAGCUGCAGACGCGGGCCAACGCCCUCGCCCUGUCGCUGGCCGUGUCCGACCUCCUGGUCGGGGUGGUCAUCAUGCCCCUGUCCCUCACCAAGUCGGUCUACAAGUGCUGGUUCUACGCGCCCCUACUCUGUCACGUGCACUUUUUCUGCGACUACUGGUUCACGACCGCGUCGGUGCUGCACCUGAGCUGCAUCGCCUACGACCGCUACGUGGCCAUCUGCGACCCCCUGCGCUACCAGCAGCGGAUAAACAGGAGGACCCUGGUGUUCAUGCUGCUCUUCUGCUGGCUCUGCUCGGCCCUGCUGUCCACGCCGAUCCUCCUCAGCCUGAGCCCCACGCUGUCGCAGGGAACCAUCGCGAAGAACGGCUGCCCCGACGACUGCCGCUUCUUCAUCAGCGUGGGCAUCCUCUUCGCCAUCGGCAUGUGGCCCUACUUCACGUCCGUGCUCCUCGUCGUGCUCAUGUACGGCCGCAUUUACCGAGUGGCGCGCGGCCAGGCGCGCAAGAUCGCCGCGCUGAGCCGCGCCUCGUCGGGCCUCGGCGGCGGGGAGGAGGCCGGCAGAGCCGCGGCGAGUCGCUGGGCCAGCAUGAGACGGGAGCACAGCGCGGCCAAGACGCUGGGCGCUAUCAUCGCUGCCUUCAUUAUCUCCUGGCUGCCCUACUACAUCAUCGCCAUCGUGCUCACGGUGGACGAGAGCGUCAUUCUGCCCUACAAAGUAUCGGUGUGGUUCGGCUACAUGAACUCGGCAAUCAACCCCAUCCUGUAUGCCACCUUCAACAAGCAGUUCCGGCGCGCGUUCAAGGCCAUUUUGACCUUCAACACGUUCCCGUCAAGAGCCGCAGAUGACGAGAUGAGUUCGACGAAGAAUUAGGUCCACCCCCACCACUACCCACACCUACCCACCAGCCCACCCAUACUCACACACGUAUUUAUGAUACGAUAUUAGUGGAAGAAAAAUAAGUUUUGCUGGCUGGCUUGCUGGAGGCAACGACGGACGAUCAUCUCCACCCAGAGGACGUGCGAGCUGCUCGCGUAUGUCUGUACAAAAAUAACUCAAUGUAUUCGUAAAUAAUAACACUGUGGCAUUAUAUUGCUGUUAAAAUACAUGAUAUGUGACGUUCCGGGCAAUAGCUCUUCUUUAUAAAACAUAUAUAUAUAAGCUCGGGAUGAGACUUAUGAUAGACUGUGUGGGCAGUUGGUGUUUACGGGCAUAAGGCUCGAUCACAAUGGGUCUAAGUUUCACAUGGUCUGCCAGGAGGGAGGGGCGAUGCUGCGAUGUGGAUUUUACCGAAUUAAGUAAACUUGCGGUGUGCAUUUUCAAACAUUGGACUAUGCGGACAGUGACGCCGGCAAGGGAGUUUCUUACUCGCUUUAGAAUGACGUCACGCGAUCUCGAGCGUCCACCGUGAAGCAGACGGCGCUCCUCGACGGUUAAUGCACCCGCAUCAUUAACUAGGGCGGCCGCCGGACUCGGUGCCGUGAGCCACUGCAACGGGAAAGCAACAACGUGCUAGCGGCUCGGUGAAACGUUCCCCUUUGUCGCGAGGACCCUCUUUGAAAUGAAGCCUUGAGCAUCAACGAGGGGUUUCCGGGGGGGGGGGAAAUAAAUUAAGUGAUGUAUAUCAUGGGA
Petromyzon marinus (sea lamprey) is the source of this 2013-nucleotide messenger RNA. RefSeq names its product trace amine-associated receptor 365-like. Gene Ontology annotation, molecular function: G protein-coupled receptor activity. Gene Ontology annotation, biological process: positive regulation of MAPK cascade; adenylate cyclase-activating adrenergic receptor signaling pathway. The record is from RefSeq and is a predicted model, not a curated record. NCBI's taxonomy places the organism in Eukaryota, Metazoa, Chordata, Hyperoartia, Petromyzontiformes, Petromyzontidae. Gene Ontology annotation, cellular component: plasma membrane.